Molecule: messenger RNA, 1599 nt
Organism: Rotaria sp. Silwood2
Lineage: Eukaryota; Metazoa; Rotifera; Eurotatoria; Philodinida; Philodinidae
Source: the annotation of a GenBank genome assembly
AUGCCUUUAUCAUCAAGCGACCGAUUUCGUAUAUUCAAAGCUAAACUUAAUCUUGAUGAAAACAAAUCAUUGUUACAAAAAUUUCGAGAAAAAGAUGCUGCUAAACAUCGUAAAAUUCGUCAACUUAUUAAACAAGAUCCAAUUAAACUUGAAAAAAUUCGACAACCAACAUCUUUAUACAAAUGUCCUCAAACUUUAGCCAAGGCUGUUCAUCGUUCAGAAAGAAGUCUUCCAGCAAGUCCAACAAGAAAAAAAGAAAUUAUUCGACAUCUAGCAAUCAAACAUGGAGUACUCACCACGCCACCAAUGCCAGCAAAACCAACUAAUGAUCCUUCGGAAGCUACGAAAAAUAAAGCUGUACAAUUCUAUCAAAUCGACGAAAUCAGUAGCGUUGCUACUGUUAGAGAAGUUUAUGAACAAUUCAAAUUGAUGUAUCCUAAUGAAAAAAUUGGUUCAACAUCUUUCAGCUUACUUCGUCCAAAACAUGUUUUACCGAUGUCUGAUAUACCUCAAAAUGUUUGCUUAUGCAAAUAUCAUGCAAAUAUUGACUUGUUAUUAUCAUCAAUAAGUUCUAUCUUAAAUACACCAAAAACAACAGCACUCUUCCGUGAAGCUUUAGUUUGUGACAGCAAUGAUAAAAAUUGUAUGUCGUCGAAUUGUACAACAUGUGGUGAUUUAAAAUAUUUUGAUAAAAUAUUCGAAUGUAAUGAAGAACUUGGUGGAGAAGAUUUAUGUUAUUCUCAAUGGGAAACAAUCAAUGCAAAAAUAGUUAAAACAGAAAAAUCCGGCACGAUUCAAGAUGCCAUUAGUGACUUAAAAAUUAAAGCUAACGAUUUUUUGAUGCACAGUUUUAUUACCCAUGUUCAAUAUUUAUAUUUUGAAGAAUGUAAACAAAAUGCAACACCAACAUCGAUUGUUUUACAAAUUGAUUUUUCAGAAAAUUAUCGCACAAAAUAUCAAGAUGAGGUUCAAAAUGCAUUUUUUAAUUAUAAACAAGUUGGUUUAUUUAAUGCUGUGGUUUGGUCUGGUCCGAAUUUCGAUGUUAUUAAUUAUUCAUUAAUAUCUAAUGAUAUUUCUCAUGAUAAAUAUUCGAUACAUUGUUGUUUAACAAUAAUUAUUAUUGAUCUUAAAAAAAGAUUUACUUCGUUGGAAAAUAUAAAUAUUUUUUCAGAUGGUGCAGCAUCGCAAUUCAAGCAACGAUAUACUAUUGCAAACUUAACAUUUUUAUCAAAUGAUUAUCAUGUUAAUCUUAUCUGGAAUUUUUUCUCGAGUGGACGUGGUCGUGGUGCAGUUGAUGGAGUAGGUGGAACUGUUAAACGAUUAGUAUGGAAAGGAGUAAUGGCAAAACAAUGCACUGUACGUAAUGCAAAAAAUUUUGCACAUUAUGCAAAUGCCAUUACCAAAAAUAUCAAUAUUAUAUUAGUAAAUGAGCAAGAUAUUAAAUCACAUUCCGCAUUACUUGAUCAACGAUGGAACAAUAUCAAAGCAAUUCCAAACACAUUGAAAAUUCACUCUGUUAAAUCAUUGUCACUUUAUAAUGUGGAAGUUAAACCAUUUUCGAAAUUAACAGCUAGAAAAACAUUUUGUUUGAAACCGUAA